Ochotona curzoniae (black-lipped pika) is the source of this 1690-nucleotide messenger RNA. RefSeq names its product zinc finger protein 275 (gene ZNF275). The transcript has 6 exons. Gene Ontology annotation, molecular function: DNA-binding transcription factor activity, RNA polymerase II-specific; RNA polymerase II cis-regulatory region sequence-specific DNA binding. NCBI's taxonomy places the organism in Eukaryota, Metazoa, Chordata, Mammalia, Lagomorpha, Ochotonidae. Bases 203 to 1690 code for a protein of 495 amino acids. Gene Ontology annotation, biological process: regulation of DNA-templated transcription. The record is from RefSeq and is a predicted model, not a curated record.
UCGGCUCCGUGGCGCUUCCUGCCACGCCGGGCCUGGCCGGGCCGCGUUAGCGCAGCUCCGCCGAGGAUCGAGCGUGGGCUGUCCGUAAGUCUGGAUGAGCUACCGAGCCGCGGGAGGAUGUGCCAGUGACGCGAACGAGUGUGCCGGACGGAGGUGGGACCUUCCCUGCCGGACAGAGUGCUUGGAUCUGUUAUAAAGCACAAUGAGUCAUCCAUCAGUGUCUCUGUUGGCGCCACCUGCUCCCCAAGGUCUUGCCCUCCCCCAGGAUGGAGCCCCAAGAACCCAGGUCCUGGCAGUCCCUCUUGAGAUGCCGGAGGCCCAGGGCUUGGUGACAGUUGAUGAAGUGGCAUGGUGCCUCACAAAAAGAGAGUUGUUGAGGCUUGAUCCAGAGCAGAGGACACUGGCAUAUUACAGGAAUGUGGCCUCCGUGGGAGGUCCUGUUGUGAACCCUGCCUUGGUCCCUCAGCUUGCACAAGGGCAAAUACUUUUGGCACCAGACCCAGCUCUCAACACAGAUCGUGCUACACAGUUUGGCCGCAGCUCUGUGAUCCAGCACCACACGAUGGGUGAGGAAGCUCAGCCCCAGGAAAUGGCGCCCACCAGCUCCCUGAGGGCCAGUGAUCCCAGCACUGAGGUCAAAGUGAAUGGGGACUUGGAGGGCAGGGGAGGGAGCCCCCAGGACGGGCCCAUAGAGCAUCACUUUGCAUGUAAGGAGUGUGGGGACACUUUCCGACUGAAAGUGCUCCUCGUCCAACAUCAGAGAGUUCACAGAGAGGCCAGGAGCUGGGAGUGUGGUGAUUGUGGGCAGCUCUUCCGCGGGCUGGCCGAGCUUAACGAGCACAAGAAGGCCCACGUGGCCGCCGAGCCGCGGCCCGGGCCCAGCUGGGCCCUAGAGGAUGCGGUGGCCAAGCGGGAGCAGCUGGAGAGGGAGGCCAAGCCCUUCGAGUGCACAGAGUGCGGGAAGCGCUUUAAGAAGAACGCAGGUUUGAGCCAGCACCUGCGGGUGCACAGCCGCGAGAAGCCCUUUGACUGCGAGGAGUGUGGCCGCUCCUUCAAGGCCGAUGCGCACCUCGUCCGUCAUCAGAAGCUGCACAACUCCGACAAGCCGUUCCCCUGCCGGUCAUGCAGCCGGGAUUUCCUGGAUCGCCAAGAGCUGCUCAAGCACCAGCGGGCGCACACUGGUCAUCUGCCGUUCGACUGCGACGACUGCGGCAAGUCCUUCCGCGGUGUCAGCGGCCUGGCUGAGCACCAGCGCAUCCACAGUGGUGCCAAGCCCUAUGGCUGCCCGCACUGCGGCAAGCUCUUCCGCCGCAGCUCGGAGCUCACCAAGCACCGGCGCAUCCACACAGGCGAGAAGCCCUACGCAUGUGGCCAGUGUGGCAAGGCAUUCCGCCAGAGCUCCAGCCUGCUGGAGCACGCGCGCAUCCACAGCGGAGAGCGGCCCUACGCAUGUGGCGAGUGCGGCAAGGCCUUCCGUGGGCCCUCUGACCUCAUCAAGCACCGACGCAUCCACAGUGGACUGAAGCCCUACGAGUGCGACAAGUGCGGCAAGGCUUUCCGCAGGAGCUCUGGCCUCAGCCGCCACCGGCGCAUCCACAGCGGGUCACGGCGCUGCGAGUGCAGCGAGUGUGGCCGCGUGUUCAAGCGGCGCUCGGCACUGCAGAAGCACCAACCCAGCCACCGCGAGUAG